AGGGUUUUCAUCCCAACUCGCUACAGUCGAUUCUGAACUUUCGGAUUGAGGGUGCUGGAGGACGCUGUCACAGCUUUUCUUCUCUGCUCUAUUUCAACACGCGUGGAUCGAAGUAAACUUAAUAUGAAAACAUGUCUGUAAAUGAAGUGUACGUUUUCAGACCAUUCAAGUUGAUUGCUUUACUUUGUGUCUUUCUGGCAUUGUGCCUGGACAUUGUAGCGUUAUUGAGUCCCGCCUGGGUAACCGCAGAGCGGUUUUCUUUGUCGCUAUGGGAAUCAUGCACCGAAAAAGACUCUGGCUGGAGAUGCCUUUCCACCCUCAAAUCUGACUGGCAGAUAGCCACCCUCGUGUUGCUGCUGGCCGGUGCAGCGGUGACUCUGGUGGCCUUCCUGGUGGCCCUCAUCUCCCUGUGCCGGGGGACACACAGACUGCACUACCGCACAGUAGCCGUGAUCAUGUUCGCUGCAGUGGUCCUUCAGGCCUGUGCACUGGUCCUCUACCCAAUCAAGUUCAUUGAUGGGACCGUCCUGCAGACCUACCAUGAGUUCAACUGGGGCUACGGACUGGGCUGGGGAGCCACCAUCUUCAUGCUAGGGGGAGGCAUCCUCUUCUGCCUCCGGACGGACAUGUAUGAGGACGCUAUGUACUGAGCCCUCAUCUCUCUCCUUCUCCUACUCUCUCUAUCUCUCUCUUGCUCUUUCUGUCACACACACACACACACGCACACGCACGCACACACACACAAAUAAAUAUUCACACCCAUACUCUGGUACAACAACACACACACACGCCCACACACACACACGCAUACACACGCACACGCGCACACACACACGCACGCACACACACACACACAAAUAAAUAUUCACACCCAUACUCUGGUACAACAACACACACAAAUAAAUAUUCACACCCAUACUCUGGUACAACAACACACACACACACGUACACACACACGCACACACACACACACGCACACACACACACACGCGCGCACAUACACACACGCGCACACACACACACGCGCACACACACGCGCACACGCACGCACACACAAAUAAAUAUUCACACCAAUACUCUGGUACAACCACACACACACACAUAAAUAUUCACAUCAUACUCUGGUACAACAACACACACACACACACAUAAAUAUUCACAUCAUACUCUGGUACAACAACACACACACACAAAAAUAAAUAUUCAGACCCAUACUCUGGUACAACAACACACACACACACACAUAAACAUACACACACAUGCACACACACCGCCUUCCUCUGCCAACAUAGACACCUACAUAUAUCUCACAGACACCACUCUACGCUGUUAUUUAUAGACAGAGUGUGAGGACUUGAUCUAAGAAAGGGCUCCUGGCUCUGGCUGAUCAUCAGGAGAGAUGAAGUGGGAGGAACAGCUGUGUGGAGAGAGUGUCUGUCUGUCCUCAGUGGGCUCCCAGAGACCCCCACCACAGUCAGACAGAUGGCGAAGCUGUUAAAACACAGAGAUGGUUUUGGACAGAGAUGGGCCACUCGACCUAUGAACUUUUCUACAGCACAUCCCAUGGAUCUCCAUUCGUAGAGGAACAAGAAAGAUUAUCUGAGCCCUCCCCUCUGAGCUGAGGUGUUUAUUUAAGGGAUUGGUAUACAUUCCGUUUAUUGGGUGUAUUUUUUUGUUUGUUUAGAAUUUCAUGGUGACAAAUCAAAUUAGGGCUGUAUUGAUGUUAUCAUUUAUCUUGCUAUCCGAUCUCCCACAGGAAGAUAUAUUUUACGUGUUGCUGUUUGAUAAUUGCAGUUUCUGAACACUGAUAACUUAACAUGGGAGAUCAGAGGUGAGUCCCUAGCUACGUGUCUCCAUAGCUGAAACAUAGCUGGUUUUGCCAGCUCCUUACAUUUGAAGUGUAAAAUAAACAGUACUGUUAUAUAUGCGAAAAUGAA
This is a messenger RNA of Oncorhynchus kisutch (coho salmon), 1937 nucleotides long. RefSeq names its product transmembrane protein 47-like. The transcript has 3 exons. The coding region runs from base 132 to 650 and encodes 172 amino acids. Lineage: Eukaryota; Metazoa; Chordata; Actinopteri; Salmoniformes; Salmonidae. Gene Ontology annotation, biological process: cell-cell adhesion. Gene Ontology annotation, cellular component: membrane; cell-cell junction. The record is from RefSeq and is a predicted model, not a curated record.